AUGGGCUCUGUUCAGCCAGCAAAGGGGGGUGUCGAUGUCUCGAUCGCUCUGGCUCCCUGCAACAUAGACGUCGUUCCGAAGCUGAUAGAAGAAAUUUCGCGGCGGACUGCCUCGGCAACUUCUGGGGAUGAGGCCGCUCGCCUGGAGCUGGCUGAGAAGGCCCGAUCGCUUGUCAGGGCCCUUGAGACACCGCGAGAGACGAUGAUCAAGCAUUGCUGGGCUCAGCCUACGGUCUUCACAGCUAUAACGUUCGGGGUCGAUAUCGGCCUCUUCAAGUUGCUGGCAGAAAGUGACGACGUGCACAACGCCUACGACCUGGCAGAAACGCUCGGUGUCGAUCCCCCUCUCCUCUGCCGACUCCUACGCCAUCUCGGCACGAUGGGAUACCUCACGGAAGUAGGUCCCGACCAGUAUCUGGCUACCAAUUUUGCAAAGUCUCUCAGCAUCCCCAUCAUCAGCGACGGAUACCCCUGCAUUGGUGGCGGGCUGUCCCAGUGCAUCUUCCGUUUCAACGAGUUCGCAAAGCACAACGGCUACAAGACGCCCACAGACGUGUCUAAAGGCGCGCUGCAGUACGCCUACGCCACAGAGAAUAACUUUUUUGAGCAUCUACAUAGCCAUCCGCCCUACGGCAUACAGUUCAACAACCACAUGGGUGGCUACCGUCAAGGCCGUCCUUCAUGGAUGGAUGACGGCUUCUAUCCGGUCAAGGAGCGUCUUGUAGACGGAGCUGACACCAGUCCCGAGGCCGCGUUUAUCGUGGAUAUUGGUGGGAGCCUGGGCCACGACAUUCGGGAACUACACCGCAAGAAUGGCAGCCUUCCUGGACGUCUUAUUCUCCAAGAUCUGCCUGUUGUGAUUGGUCAGAUUACGGAUUUGGAUUCCCGGAUUGAGAGGAUGGAGCACGACUUUCACCUGGAGCAGCCCGUGAAAGGUGCCCGUGCUUAUUACAUGCACUCGGUCCUGCACGACUGGCCUGAUGAGGUUUGCGGGAAGAUCCUGGGUCGCAUCAAGGAGGCGAUGAAGCCGGGCUACAGCCGGCUCCUAGUCAAUGAGAAUGUGAUACCGCCUGUGAAGGCGUCAUGGGAGGCGACAGCACUUGAUAUCAUGAUGCUGACACUUUUGAGCUCGCGCGAGCGGACGGAGGCUGAUUGGCACCACGUUCUCGAAGAUAUUGGUGGGCUGAAAAUCACCAAGAUUUGGACGGCAGCCAAUGGAGUGGAGAGCAUCAUCGAAUGCGAGCGGCCGAGUGCAUAG
This is a messenger RNA of Grosmannia clavigera kw1407, 1257 nucleotides long. Its product is annotated as hydroxyindole O-methyltransferase. The transcript is spliced from 5 exons. Bases 1 to 1257 code for a protein of 418 amino acids. Lineage: Eukaryota; Fungi; Ascomycota; Sordariomycetes; Ophiostomatales; Ophiostomataceae. Gene Ontology annotation, molecular function: O-methyltransferase activity. The record is from RefSeq and is a predicted model, not a curated record.